CCUUCUCACUUGUAAAAGAAGAGAAAGGGAGGGAUUUUAACCAUUUUGGUUUGAACUGCACCAACUGCAAUCACAAUGGGUUGCAACAUGUGUGUGAUGCAGAAGCCUGAGGAACAGUACAGAGUCAUGUUCCAGCAGGUAAAUGGGAAGGAGGUGUCCCAACUCUCCCAGGAGCACACCAUGGAAGCGCUGCGCACGUCACAGGAGCCCCUCUACAUCCAGGUGCUACGAAAGGGGCCCAGAAGAAAGGGUGGCUCUGCAGGGGGUGCAGCUACAGCAACAACUCCAGCGGCUGACUGUGUAGACAAUGGCACCCAGACUGAUAUCAGCUUCCAGCACAUGCUGACCCUGGGAAGACUCAGUCAUGCAGGCAAUGGCCCAUCACUGCCCCCUCCAUCCCCCCCACUGCCCCCUAUCUUGGAGCCCUACCUCCUAGAUGAGCUCCCUUCUUUAGAGCACGAUUACUAUGAGCCCAAUGACUACUUUGACAGCUCCCACCACGAGGUCGACAGACAAGAUGAGUUUCAGUAUGAGGAGGUGGAGCUGUACAAGCCCCGUCAGCAGGACAAGUUGGGUCUGACCGUUUGCUACCGCACUGACGAUGAGGAAGACCUGGGGAUUUAUGUGGGAGAGGUAAAUCCCAACAGUAUAGCUGCAAAGGAUGGGCGUAUCCGUGAGGGCGACAGAAUACUGCAGAUCAAUGGAAUGGACAUCCAGAACAGGGAGGAGGCAGUGGCCAUCCUGACCCGAGACGACAGCACCAACAUCUCAUUAUUGUUGGCGCGGCCUGACAUUGAGAAUGACAACCAGAUGAAUCCAGAUGAGUUGGACUUGGAACAACAAUCUAGAAAAGCCACAGAAGCCUUAGAUAAUGCUGCCCACCUGUCCAGCCCCCACAGACUAAGGAAGGGGGCCUCAAAUCGAGUUGGUGGACAAGGGGGCAGGUCUGGGGAGCCAGAGAGGUGUAGUCGCACCCCUUACAGUGAGCCUCCAGCUUUGAGCCCCAAUGCCCUCAGCAACAGUCAGGAGAUAGACAGUGGUGUGGGUCGCACAGAUGAGAGCACCAGGAACGAGGAGUCGUCAGAGCAUGACCUCCUGGGGGAAGACCAUACCAGCGCCUCCAACACCAACACUACCAAUACGCCUGGCAGCAUGCGCAAGUUCACGUCAGGGAGAGGGGACACGCCGCCUCUGCUCCAGUGUCGUGACCUGCACUUCAGUACAGACUCCUUGCUGGGUUUAGAAUGUGGGGGAGGAGGAGGAGGAGGAGGAGGAGGAGGAGGGGGGUACAUGCCCGACCCUGUGAUGAUGAUGAUGCCAGGGCUGACUGAGGAGGAGUGCGAGAGGUACCGUGAACUGCUAGAGAUCAAAUGUCACUAUGAGAAGAAUGGGAAUGGACUGCUAACACUGGGAGCAGAGCGAGGCCGAGGCGCACCUGUUGGGGUCGAGGUUCCAUUGGAUGUCAAUCGCAACGAAAGUAUGAUGCAGCAUGAGAUGGCCCUUCUGGAGGAGGAGCUGCGUCACUUGGAGUUCAAGUGUCGCAAUAUUCUACGGGCACAGAAAAUGCAACAGCUCCGGGAGCGCUGCAUGAAGGCUUGGCUGCUGGAGGAGGAGGUUGCCUGCAGGGUGCCUGGAUCAGCAGAGCCAGGGAGCCCGGCAUUGCAAAGCAUCAAGAACCCCUCACACCACGAGCUGUCCGAUAUCACUGAGGUGCCAGAAAGGGAACGUUCUGACAAAGACAGCAGCAGCGCGUAUAACACAGGUGGGGAGAGCUGCCGGAGCACUCCACUACUGAGCGAGCUGCUCACACCUCAGACCAACCAGGAGGAUGAGCUCAGUGCUUCAGCAACCUCUCACCCCUCCACACCUGGAAAACAAUGGGAUAAGGCAGGGCGAGGAGAAAUAAGAUACACCAACCUCAGCCAUCCCUACUCCCCCUGCACCAACAGGAAAUUCCACGAGGGGAAUGGAAGCACAAGCCCGACAACUAAGUUUCGAUCUCUAUCUCGGGGUGGGGAAGCCAGGAGAGGUUCAGAAGGAGGAGUAAGAAGGAGCCCAAAAACCACUGGCACUCUGGACAGGACUGGUGGACGUAGUGCAGACAACAGUCCCUACUUCUCUCGCCGUCAGCAUGGGGACAAACUGCCAACUCGGUACCAGAGCUGUAUGCAGUUGAGAUCCCCUUCCAUGUGUGACAAUCUGGCCCCCAUGGACCUCACAGCAAAGACUGAAGGAGGCAGUAUUGGUGAAGGGAGCAGCAAUCAGCUUGACCACAUCAGUCUUACAAGCGGAAACACCACAAUGACAAACACAGGGCCAGAGCCCAGCCAUGCCCCACUGCCGUUACCCCUGCCUCCUGCGUCCCCCCGCAUGGAGUGGAAGGUGAAGGUGCGCAGUGAUGGCUCACGCUAUGUGGCCAAGAGGCCUGUGAGGGACCGUCUCCUCAAGGCGCGGGCCAUGAAGAUCUGCGAGGAGCGCAGUGGCAUGACCACAGAUGAUGAUGCAGUGAGUGAGAUGAAGAUGGGCCGGUACUGGAGCAAGGAAGAGCGAAAGCAGCACCUGAUGCGUGCCCGUGAGUAUCGCCGCCGGCGAGAGUUCAUGAUGCAGAGCCGCCUAGAGUGUCUGCGAGAGCGGGAGCAGCAGGUUGGUGCUGCCGCUACUGAUGGCAAAGGCGUCCAACAGGGGGUGCCACAGGAGGCUAGCAUCCUGGAGCUCAGCCAGAGGAAGAGCAUGAGGAAACGCAGCAGGAGGAUCCUGGAUAACUGGAUCACCAUCCAGGAGCUGCUGGCUCAUGGCACCCGCUCAGCUGAUGGGAAGAAGGUAUACAACCCCCUGCUGUCUGUCACUACAGUCUGAGAAACAGAAAACUGACAGCAAAUGAGAAAAAGGGAGUGAAGCGAGGGGAAGGAAUGGAGAGGAAUUAUUUAAUACUGGUCAGAAAGACAGGUACAACGUGGGCAGAGAUAUAAAGAGGAGAAAGGAAAGAGACAAUGUGCUAAGGGGAAGGGAUCAGUAGAGGCAGGGCACAGAGAAUUUGUCUUGUUUUAGCUGUCUAAGGGACAGUUAAUAAGACAAGCAGUAGGCUUAGGUUGGCUCUUUGUUGAGGGGGGAAUAUCAGAACUUUCAAUUUAGCAGGAAGGAGAAACAGCAUUAAAGACUGCAAAAGAUCUGUUGAGAGCACAAAAAAGUUAACCAGACUCAAAACUGAGAGGAAAUAAACUUCUUUUGACAGGCAAACACAAUACUGAAACACUUACAACUUCAUAAUUAUGCCAAAAUGAGGACAUUUACAGGCCUUCAUAAGAAGGAAUAAUAACCACUUAAUUUUUCAGGUACCAGUAGAGCACAUGAUAUUGUUUUAAACAGACUUUAUAGUACAAAAUCCAGAGAAUAAUAUUUAAUAUGCUGAAAGGCACAACCAUGUCUAAGUGAAUCACAUAUUUACUAGAAAGGUGUUAGACGCCCUGAGUUGCCGGGUUAGGCUCCGGUUCCCUGCAACCCCGUAUGGGACGAGCAGUUCAGAAAAUGUGUGUGUGUGUUAGACAGAACCUCACUGUGCUGCAGUGGAUUCGAUGUUUCAUUUUAAAAGCACAAAAUGAUAAGCUGCCAAUGCACAGGCAUCUAGGUCCUUGCAGACAAAGGCACAAGUUGGGUUGAACUUCAAAAUCAGCAAAAGGACAAUUUGCAGUGCCGUUCUACUGCCUUCACCUGUGGGCGAAGCAUUUGAGUAACAAAGAGCCUGUGUGCUUUUUUCAGGAAACAAUGGUACAUUAUUAACAUAAAGCUUAUUCUGUAAGGCAACUUUUUGUAAAUGUAUUUGAGUAAGGGUGAUUUUUAACAAGACUGAACAACACAGAAAAUUGGGCCACACACAAAGAGAAAUGUUACUAGGAACAAUGAAAAAAGAAAACCCCCGUGCUCUUCAUCUAUAACAGGAAGCUGGCACCUCUAACUUAGGAAAUAAAAUUUUAAAAAGGCUUAACUUAAAGCGUCCUGCUAAACAGGCAGGGAAGGACCUGCUAUGGAGAUAGUGUUAAAACUAAAACGAAGAGUUCAAAAUAUGCUACCUGGAAUAAUAACGUGAAAAUGUGAAGAACUUAGAUAAUCGAGCUUUUAAGCAAAAUGAAAAUGUAUAGUUGCUACGAUUAGUUUAUUAUAACACUGCCUGGUAACGUAUUAAGACAGCACAUCGGCCCCAGUUCCACUCAUCUCAGCGAAACGCACAAAAUGGCGCCGAAACGGGCGAGGUCCAGCUCCCUCAUCAAAGCGUUCUCUACAAGUUUCUUCCACAACUUCUGAAAGCCACACUUCACAGAUUGAGAUGUUUCGCAAAGUACCAGGGUCACACUAUAUACGCCAGAAGAACUGGAAGCGCUGGGAAAAGUUACCAUCUUAAAAUACCUGGGUCUGGGAGCAAAAUGUUCGGAAAUAAGUAAAACGAAGACGGUAUUUUCAGUAGCAAAAAUAUAAAGCGAGGGAAUAAAACGCAAUUCUCAGAGGGAUUCGGAGUGUCCCACUGAAUCCUGACUAGUAACAAAUAAGAAAUGGAGAGUUGAAGGCGGAGAAAAAAAAACGUUUCCCGAACAUGCAGGUCGAAACACGGCUCGCGAGCGCAGGUGACCGUUAUUCAGCGCGAGGCGGCAGCGAGCUCGAGCUCAGCGGGAUGGAGGCAGCCCGUCUUCCCGCCUAUUUCCCCCUUCGUUGAUCCACGGGUUAAGCGUGUAAUGGACUAUGUAUGGUGUUAGCAACACUUAGACAUGAACAAACUUCUAAUUUCACAGAAGCUGUUUAAUAUUGUGCAUUACUGUGCAUGCUGUUGACGUGUUGAACAUUAAAGAAAAAUACUGUAAAUACAAUAAUAUAAACUGCUGCGUGUCGCUGGGAAAAUCGUGCAAUCUGGUGUUUUUACUUGUCUGCGUUUCUGGUUAAGCUUUCCUUGUAUUUUAGAAUAG
Messenger RNA from Scleropages formosus (Asian bonytongue), 4952 nucleotides. RefSeq names its product PDZ domain-containing protein 4-like. Gene Ontology annotation, molecular function: protein binding. The record is from RefSeq and is a predicted model, not a curated record. Bases 76 to 2856 code for a protein of 926 amino acids. The transcript has 7 exons. NCBI's taxonomy places the organism in Eukaryota, Metazoa, Chordata, Actinopteri, Osteoglossiformes, Osteoglossidae.